This is a messenger RNA of Echinostoma caproni, 1641 nucleotides long. The record is from the annotation of a GenBank genome assembly. Lineage: Eukaryota; Metazoa; Platyhelminthes; Trematoda; Plagiorchiida; Echinostomatidae.
AUGGAAUUGGGGAAGAUGAGUAGUGGUGAUGAUGAUGAUGAUGAUGAUGAUGAUGAUGAUGAUGAUGGUGGUGGUGGUGGUGGUCGUCGUGGUCAUGUUCGUGUUGGUAACCACGGCAGCGGCUGCGGGAUUCGAACUUACGGCUUUCGGGUAGCCAACAUGUUGCAGUUGAUCACUGGGAAUAAUUUUUGGGCAAAUCCACAUAGGCUUUCCGAUCCCAUGCGGUUGAUCGAGUGGGUAUGCAAUCUGCGCAGUGCACGAAACCCCAUGGAACAAAACGUGGAAUUGAUACGCUUGCCCGGUACCGGGCAAUCGUUCUACCAACUGACGAGGCGUGUCGAAGUUGGUGAAGAAUUAUUCUUAUGGUUCCGGCGAUGGGAUCUGAAUCCAUUGCUUGGUGAACUAUUCAUCGACAAGAAAGUUAUGGACGCAUGGAACGGCGAACUUCGUGUGGAGGGAAAUGAUACAGCAAAAUCAACAGCCAUGUCAUCAGCGGAUAAAUUUACCUGCGGACGUUGUGCUGACUCGUUCACGUACAUCUAUCCCUAUGUAUGUCACGUGUUAUUUAAGUGUGGACGACAAUCGGUGAUCAAAUCAACAUUCCACGCCCAAUCAUCGUCUGUCGCGUCAUCCGUCAUCCAAUGCGAUUCAACACAACAUACUAUUCACACUGCCCGAACCGAUUCGUCUACGCUCCCGUAUCAUCUACUGCAUUCCAGUGCAGCUCAGACAACCAUUCCUGAAGAGCCUCGAGCUCCGCUCAUCGAUCGCCAGUUGAAUUAUCACGUCCCCACACGUGGUGGUGGAAAAUCCCAACUAGUCCCGGGAGCGGAACGUGUAAUGCGUAAAACUCCUUUUCAUUCGGUUUCUACUCACCGUAUAGCACCUGAAUUAGACCAAACACGGGGUGAGACAUAUCCGAAUUCGUUAAUGAAUUCACUCACAGUCCCGCUAAGAGUUAGUGUAUCUCACACAACCGCAGUCGAAACUCCGACCCGAUCCGCUCCGGAGCAGCCCCGUUCCGAAGUGAGUCGUGCUCGUCGGAAUGGGGCCCGGCACUCGUUUACUGGUUUCCAUCACACCCCGAAAUCCGGGAACAAUGCCAACGGCUCAAACUUACGAACACGUAAUCCUCUCGUGGAACAGUUGUUACAAACACUGGGCAAGGAAACUUUGUCCAACCCCGUACACACUACGUCAAGUGUACUAUCCCUCAGUCAGAAUUGGUGUGCUAAGUGUUCCGUGUCGUUCAGGCUAACGAGUGACCUAGUUCAACACAUGCGUACUCAUCACAAUAAGACUGGGUAUGAGAAGAGUGGUCAUUCUGAUAGGUCACCCAAACGUCAUUCGACCGGGUGUAAUGGGACGUCUUCAUCCACACUGAUCGACGAGGAUGAUGAUGCGAACAGUAUGAGCAGUGAUCACAGUCGAGACAGCUCGACGAACAGCACUGGUUGCAAUUCGUGUCAGCCUUCAAAUUGUACCGGACGGAAACUAGAAGAAGAUCCGGCAAAGCAGAUUGCGAUGAUCUCUGACUUAUCCACGGGAAAACAUGAACCGGAUCGCCUUGCUUGUCGUCUGUGCGGGGAAAUGUUUCGAGAGCGACAUCACUUGACACGGCACAUGAUAUCCCACAGUUAG